Messenger RNA from Insectozyma verbasci, 540 nucleotides. The record is from the annotation of a GenBank genome assembly. Lineage: Eukaryota; Fungi; Ascomycota; Pichiomycetes; Serinales; Debaryomycetaceae.
AUGUUUAAGAAUUUAUUUAAAUCAAAUACAAUAAGUGGUAAAAGUAUAAUUAAAACAUCCAAUUUAGUAAUUUAUCAUAAUUCAAAUUCAUUAUUAUCUCAUAAUUUAUUAAAUAAAUUAAAUUCAUUUAAUGAAAAAAAUUGUAGAUUUAAAUUAAUUGAUAAAGCAAAUCAAUCGAUUACAGAAUCAGAUUUUAAUUUUAUUAUUAAUGAAACUUUAAUGAUUCAUCCAGAUAAUAAAUCUAUUAUAUUACAAUUAAUUCAUGAAAAUAAUAAUAAAAUUAAACUAUUAAAAUCAUUUGAUUUACAUGAUACUAUUCAUAAUUAUCAAAAUUUUAAAAAUUUAAUUCCGAAUUUAUUAAUAAUUGAUUAUGGGAAUAAAUUAAUUGCAAAUGAUCAAGUUUCAAUUGAUAGAAUUGUUUCAAAUUAUACUUCGUGUGGGUUACAAAAUUUAUCCAAUAAUGCUAGUGCUGGUAAUAUUAAUAAAGAUAUUAAGAAUGUUUUACAUCCUAAUAUCGCAGAAUAUUGUGAAUUAUAUUAA